GAAGUCAACAAGUAAAUUGAACAUUCGCAAUGAAUCAAAUAUUUCGAUUUCAUUGAUGUGUCAAAGACAUCGACAUUGAUUACCUCUUAGCUUUUUGAUAUGUCUUCCCAGGAAAUCGGCACUGCACUGAAAUAUGUGUCGAGUUCCUCUGAAAAACAUAUUUACAAUGGACUAGUUUCCAUUCGCAAGAAACUGAUGAAAAGUAAAUAUGCAGAGAAACAGCUGAGAAAUAAAGGCAUCAUCAGUAAAUUGUUGCACAUUCUCCAUACUCAAGAUCUAACACAGAAAGAGAACAAACUAUUAGAUAUUACACUUAGUAUAUUGGGUAAUUUCUGUAUGGAAGAAGAGGCUCGAUCUGAUGUCCUGAAAAUCGGUUAUGGAAUAACAUGCAUUGCUGAUUGUGUGUUAGAGUCACCAUGUAGCAGUAUACAGAACAGAGCAGCUAGAACUCUGGCUAAUCUAGCUUUAAGUCCACUGUCUAUUAAACGUAUUGUACAGUCUGAAGUUCUACCUCAACUAGUUAAAUUAUUAUUAGAAUGUAAAGUUAAAGAAUCUCAACUUGUGUAUUGUAGAACUCUAAGAUUGAUAGGUAGUAAUUUGUAUGGUAAAGAGAAAGUAUUAGAUGAAAAUGGAUUAUUUGCUGUAGCUAAGUUAAUGUCUAGUGAUGAUGAUGAGGUUGUAAAGAAUAGUUUGAGAACUGUGGCUGAUUUAUCUGUAUCAGGAUGUUCCUUCAAGUUUGCUCGUCAGAUUUUGGCAGCAGGAAUUGUUAAUGUGAUGACAGAUAAAGUGAUGAAUGACAACAAUACAGUAUCCCAUAAUGCUUUAUCAACUCUAAUUCGAUUGGCCGAAUAUGAAUAUAUCCGUCCUGUGAUUGGUUCAGCUGGGGGAAUUCUUUUAUUCAUCAAUUUACUGACUGAUACUCGUCAACAUGUAGACCAUAUUAAGAUAUUGAAUGUCCUCUGUUUGUGUGGUAAGGAGUCUGUCAACAGAGUCAAAAUUCGUGAAAAUGGAGCUUUGGAGAUUCUGUUGUCAGCUUUAGAGGGUGAGAAAUAUGCUCGAAUACAUGACAGAAUUAUCAGCUGUUUUCUAAGCUAUUUAUAUGAUGAAUCAAGUCUGAAUUUACUCCUGGACAAUAAACUUAUUAAUAUUUUACUCAAGCAUUUACAGCGCUGCACAGAAUUCAAAUCCAGGACCAUCACAAUAACUUUUGAUGAGAAAAUGGCUGUCACUGAAGAAAUGAUUAUGGAAACCAAAUCUGACUUGAUUUUAGCAAGACCAAAACAGAUUCCUAAAAGAUCAAAAACAAGAGGGAAAAGGAAAUGUGAACUGGAAAUCAAUAAGGACAAACUAUUGUCAUCCCCAGUGUCUUCAAAGUCCCAAAAUAUGGAGGACAGUAGUAAGGGAUUUGUGUCGAUGCCAGUUCCAACUGCUGAGUUAAUAAGUUCAACCAUUACCAUGAGACCAGAGGAGGCAUCUUUUACUGUUACUGCCUCAUCUGAGGUUGAUUCAAUGACUGAUAUUAGUGAUAUACCAAGCUCUAGCAGUAUUUCUAUUGAAAUUCCCUCAACUAAAGACAAUAGAGUAUAUAGUAUAGAUAGUCCCACUUAUUGCAAUCAUUUAUGGGAACCAUCUCCAUUAAGUAAAGGUGUAACUUGCAAGAGAAGCUUCUCUCCAGUUCCAAGUUCUUCAAGAGGUUCCUCUCCAACUGCAGUGUCUUCUAGAAGUGGCUCCUACAGUCCUUUAAGUAAUGAAUCGUACUAUUCACCAGGUGUGUCAUCUCCUUCUUACAGCAUUCCCUCCCCAGAUAGUCCUAAUAUGCCUUACUCCACUGUAUGGAGUCAACCUUACCAGAGUGACAGUAGUGAUGAGUUAUCUUCCUUGGGUACUGGUGUUGCAGCUGCAUCCUAUUGGACUUUCUCUUCUUCAGAGGAAGAAGAAGCAUCAAAUGAAGACUCCAAUGGUAGUGCAGCUGUUACUGCUGCUGAAGUAGAACUAAAAUCCGAAGGUAAUGAUCAAUUACUGGAAGAGACCAUGGUAGAAUCGGAUCACUCUGAUGAGAUGUCCACAUUUAGUGAUGCAUGUAGCUCUUUAAGUCUCAGUGAAAAGAAACCAGAAAGUCCCUGUGAUACACAAGUUAAAAGAUGUGGAAAACAUAAAAGGACUUCAACAUCUGAUAAUUCUGACACUAACCUAGAAACUAAACGAUGCAAAACAACCUCUAAGAGAUUACCAGCUUCUAAAAUUACUGAAUCGAACAUAUUAAUCUUACUUUCCAGAGUCUCAGUUAAAAAUGACCCCUCACCUUAUUUGGCUCUGCCAUCUGUUUUGUGCUGUAUGUUAGAUUAUAUUCGAGAUGUUCCAAGUGCACAGUCAAGAUGUGUGAGGACAAUUUCUAGAAUUUUACGCGAUCCUAUGUGUUUGGACAGCUUACUAAAUAUUGGAGCACCUGUUUUGAUUUACCAGAAACUGGUGUUGAAUGGCAAAGGAGUGGAUUCUUCUGAUGUGAGAUCAUUGCUCUCUAAAUCUAAAGUCAGGUUAUCAAUAGACUCUAAUUCCUCAUGGACCAGCCCAUUCUCAUCCCCUCGACAAACCAGUAGCGACUUCUCUCCUGAUCCCACAGGCAAACCUUGGAACUUCCCUACAGAUCCUGGUUCACCAACUAGUCCUGGCUCCAGUUCAGAUUAUUCUGUAGCUAGUCCUCAUUUUAAAAAGGAAGAAAAAGAAGAGCCUCCUAUUGAUUAUGAACAAGCUGGUCUUGAAUUACUACGAGACCUCAGUUUCACUGCAGAAUCUCCUUUUGGACAAGGGGCAAUAACUCAUACAUUACUGAGGAAAUCUAAAGCUGAGAGAUUGUCCUGUUGUUUAUCACUACAGUUCCUCUGCUGGAGUUCUAGUAUGCAGGAUCAUUUCUUGGUGAAACAUUUCACACUGUCAUCAUUGUUAGAGGUGAUCAAGGAAAAACAUAACCACACCAUGUUACCUUAUAUAGUCAGUGGACUCAAUUUUCUCGCAAGGAUUUCCAAUAUGAAGCGGAAACUAACAAAAGAGAGCCCAGUUAAAUUUCCUAAGUUAGUAACUGAUGGAGAAGAGAAGUGCUGGUAUUGGAAUUGUAAUCAUGAUGUAUUUUUUCAAGUCUGUGAUGUUCAGCUUGGUGGAAAUCGUGAAAUUUUGGUCAAACAGUCACCCGUCUUUGCUGCGAUGUUGGAAGGACAUUAUUGUGAAUCCAACCAAUCAGAGAUUAGUAUUCAAGACACAUCCCAUGAUGCAUUUCUAUUUAUUCUACAUUAUUUACACGGAUGUGGCUUGGACUGUCCUAUGCUAAUGAAAUAUUACAAUGAUAGUCCAGAUGUUGAAUUCUGGGAAAAUGCGCUCAGUCUGUGUGAUCGUUAUUUGUGCCAGUCGCUAACUAACUUCCUUAUUUGGGUAUUAGCCUCUCGAUAUUUAACCUUUGACCUUUUUUUCCAUGUGUUUAUGUAUUCAGCCUUUCACGGGUUCCAUCCUUUAACCAAUGAAUGUGUAAGGAUGUUGUUCAGUGCUGAAAAGCCAGUCAUAUUAAAAGUGGGAAUUUUUAAGAACAUUGUUCAGAAUAAAGGAGCUGAUUUCUUAUGUACUGCCAUUAAAUCUGUUUUCAGUGAAUUUAUCGGUAAAAAUUUCAAGUGAUAUUAUUAGUAUUUAUUUGUUAUAUGAAAUAAAUUAUCUAUUU
Lottia gigantea (owl limpet) is the source of this 3703-nucleotide messenger RNA. RefSeq lists its product as hypothetical. Gene Ontology annotation, biological process: anatomical structure morphogenesis. Gene Ontology annotation, molecular function: protein binding. NCBI's taxonomy places the organism in Eukaryota, Metazoa, Mollusca, Gastropoda, Lottiidae. The record is from RefSeq and is a predicted model, not a curated record. The coding region runs from base 100 to 3660 and encodes 1186 amino acids. Gene Ontology annotation, cellular component: cytosol. The transcript has 6 exons.